AUGCGCUCUUCUUCAACUCCAUUCUCUUUUGAGAGGAGGCAUUGUUCACUUUCUCAGGGCACCAGCAGCUCUUUAUCCUCUCUAUCGCAGUCAUUACAGGCAGGCCUUACUAUGUUGAGAUCGCAGAUUUUAUUGUCAGCUUAUUUGUGGACUGGGUUGCUGCACAAUGCGGCCUAUGAGCAAGGGCCAGAUUUGGAAGUGCCCAUCUAUGUGGCCGAAGGCUGGGUUACAAUGGCAAUCAUUACAACAUCUACAGCUGUUCAUGCUGUCCCCUCUUCACCAGAGUCUGGUCUAGUUGGGCCUGGCUCAAUCCUCAGCUCUUCCAUCCUGGAGAGUUCCUAUAUGGGCACCUCUGCAUAUUGGGUAUAUGGAGGUGACACUAGUACUGAUGCGUCCAAUCCCACCAGAAAAACAACCAGUAUCAAGAAACCCAAGAAAGUUAUGUUGCAAUAUAUUGCCUCUAUGUACCCCAAGUGGGCAAGGGCUCUUGGCACCCUUCAGUGCAUGACACAAGUUGCCGUGUGCUGUGGAGAGACCUCCAGUCUUUUUCUACUUGUCAUGGCCGAAUAUGCUUCUGAGCAAAAGGCACUGAUAGAAUCCAUCUGGCCCAAAACUCUUGUUUGUUGUAAUUUGCAGCCAACAGACUUAGAAAUGAUACUCACUAUACCAGAUGAAAAUAUCAUGUCUGAAGCGGAAAUCCUAGCUCUGGGUGAUCCUUGGUUCAGUCUUUGGAUGUAUGAGAACACGCAUCAUGCAGAUGAUUUGAUGAUGACCAAUUGCGCUGGCUUUGACCUCAAGCAUAUCUUUGGGGUUGCACUACAUCAUAAGGUCAUUUCCAUCACACUGAAGCUAAUGUGCCCACAAUCAAAUUGUUUACCGCUCGCUGAUAAUGGUUUGGUGUGGUUCCUCAACCACCAGAUCACAAAAGAGAUGGUCUAUCAUGUGAUCUUCCGGAUUAACUACAUACCAAGCUGUCAUGUGUCCCUUGCUGAUCUGGAUCCCAUGUCCUUUAGGCAUGCAACACACCUGCCCAUGGAGGCCCUGUCCUUAGUGGUGACCUCUUGUUACGAGAUCCUGUUGGACUACAUUGACAGUGAGGCCAAAGACUCUCAUGGGUUAAUAUCUUCAAAUGAGAUGUUGAUGCAGAUAUGCAAGACACUCCCUGUACUGUUCAAUCAAUCUGAUGACCUUGAUCAUGUGCUGUUCAUCAUCACUAUGAAAGUGUUAUGUGAUAUCAAGAGGGGUGAUGUCCUAGGCAAAGUGCACCAAGCACAAGGCAAAAAAACCAAGAGUGCUAGGAUGCCACCCAUCUUAUGUGGCAUUGUAAUAUCUAUCCAUUUCAGGGGCUUUGAAAAUUUGCUUCACCUUGAGGGCUUUUUUAAUUUCACUGAUGCUUUGAACCUUGAUGUUCUUGGCAUUGCACACAAUGAGAGCAACCUUGUAUGUUGGUUGCAGAUGAAGGGACAUGAAAGUCCUUCUCUCAUGACUUCACAUUCAGCUCCCAGACUCACUCUUUUCACAGCUUCUGUACUGUUUGGAUUAGUCGAUCCUCUUGAUAUUAAGGCUCUUAUUGAAGUGAGCCUCAAAGAGAAUGCGAUGCAAACUGGCCUCCAGCAAGAAGAUGAAAGUUGCUUGGAAUACCUGAAUAAUGCUAUAGCGAACUUGUGUGAAGAGCUGAAUGGUAGAUGUCACCCAAUGCCAUCUGGUGUCAAUCCAGAGAAACUGGUCACACCCAAUGCUGUUCAGUAUGCAGGUCCAUGCCAAGCAUCCGCCUCAGUCAAUUUUGAUUACUUCCAACCUAUGAAGGCCAUUCAAGAAAAAUGCCAUGCAUGGCUCCACAUGUCAUCACAGUCUCAGGAUACCACACAAGAUUCUAAUGCCAGCCGAAUACUUCUUGAUUUCCCAGUAACUCUACAAUACCCCUGUCCCCAUGACCAUGUUCUAUGGGCCCAGAAUUCUGAUGCUGUACAGCCUGAUGAUCAGCUUAUUCCCCUACCUCAUGUGAUGAAAGCUUGGGUCAAUAAUUUCACAUAUCGUGCAUUUAUGAGCGCCUUGUUGGUGGAAGCCAAUGGGCCUUUACACUUCAACCAUGGCCAUAGCUUCACAACAAAGGAGCUUAAAUCACUAGAGGUGCUCAAGUCUGAUUUUCACAUUCUGGACUUGAAGAAGCAAUGCACACAGUCCGAAGUCAACAUGUUGUCUGAAGCAAUUGCACGCAUCACUGAGUUCCAUGGCAAUGAUAAUGGCUGGGCUUCUGAAAGUGAUGACACUGAUGAUUCAGAUUUUCAUCAUGUUGGGUUUGAUGAUUGGAUGUCAACCUCAUCCAUGUCUUCUGGUUCAUCCCUGUGA
Messenger RNA from Suillus subaureus, 2349 nucleotides. RefSeq lists its product as uncharacterized. The record is from RefSeq and is a predicted model, not a curated record. The transcript has 19 exons. Lineage: Eukaryota; Fungi; Basidiomycota; Agaricomycetes; Boletales; Suillaceae. The coding region runs from base 1 to 2349 and encodes 782 amino acids.